AUUGAGUUUAGUAGUGUACUUGGCAGCGGCGGCGCGUGGUGGUGCUGCGGUGCUGUGGUCCGCUCCUGCUUGCUGCUCCCUGCUGCCUCAGUCAUGCUGCUGCUCUUGCCAGGCACAGGAGACGUGACGUGAUCAGCACUCGCUUAUUGUUCCCCUCGGCGGCCUUAGUCGCUCAAGAAACACUAAAAAAAGACAACAGUGGCGAUAUGAAACUGCCCUACUAGUGGAGGGGCCUUGUGUGAGUGUCUAGUGUGGUGGUGGCCCCCUCUCCUGGAGACAACGCAGUUUUCCUCGGUGAUAAGCAGUUUCUUAUAGAAAUUAAAGCAGUUUACAUGGAAAGUGUGGUUGUGGCGUGGGAGGGUGAGAGAGCAGAGGGUCGAGACAGUGUACUGGGACACGAGAUGAGACUACCACUCUGACGCUCCUACCAUACCAUUAUCGCCUGACUCAGGUGUGGGAUGACGCGCGGAGUAUGAGUGUAGUGACCCUGGUGGCGGGGGCGGCGCCCCCCGGUGGCCCUGGGAGGCGCGGGGCGCCCUGGGUGCCCUGGCGCGGGCCCCUGCUACUCCUGCUCCUACUCUUGCUGCUGGCAGCCGAGACGACCGGCGGAGGCGAGGGCGAGGCCAGGGACUCGCUGUUCAUCGUGGACAGGUACGAGGACGAUCCUUGGCAGCAGUUCACGCACUUGACGGUGGACAAGAACACCGGGACGGUGUACGCGGGCGGCGUCAACCGCCUUUACCAGCUGGACCCCAACCUGCGGGUGCUGCAGAACGUGGAAACCGGUCCCGUCAACGACUCCACCGACUGCUCCGCCAGCGACUGCAAGACCGACACCGUCCACACCUUGAAGGCCACGCAGAACGUCAACAAGGUGCUGGUCAUCGACUACACCCGCUCGCGGCUCAUCGUCUGCGGCACGGUGCGGCAGGGGUCGUGUCAGGUGCGGGACCUGCGGGACAUUGUUUCCCACACCCGAAACGUCAGCGAGGCCAUCGUGGCCAACAACGCCACGGCGUCCACCGUGGCCUUCAUCGCCCCGGGGCCGCCUAACCCGCCCGUGUCGCACGUCCUCUACAUCGGCGUCACGUACACGGGGAAGUCCGUGUACCGCGACGAGGUGCCGGCCGUCGCCUCACGCUCGCUCGAAGAUGACAAGUUCUUCGACAUCGCGGUGACGGACGUGACGACCAGCACCCGGAUGCUGGUCAACUCGCUGGCCCGCGAGCGCUACCCCAUCUCCUACGUAUACGGCUUCGGCUCCGAGAAGUUCAGUUACUUCCUGACACGGCAGAUGGAGGACACGAACACGGGCUCGCCCUACAUCAGCAAGCUGGUGCGUGUCUGCCAGAACGACUCUGCCUACUACUCCUACACGGAGAUACCCAUAGAGUGUAAGGACUCUCAGGGCAAGCGCUACAACCUGGCCCAGGCAGCCUACGUGGGCAAGCCGGGCACCGACCUGGCUACCCAGCUGGGCAUACAGACCAACGACGACGUACUCUUCGCCGUGUUCUCGCCGUCGGAUCCCACCGAGGGGGAGACGUCGCCGCGCCCGGGCCAGACAAGCGCACUAUGCGUGUACAGCAUGAAGUCGGUGAGGCGCAUGUUCAUCAAUAACAUACAGGAGUGCUUCCGAGGCAAGGGCGACCGAGGACUGGACUUCAUCUCCCCGUCGCAUCGUUGCAUCGAAACGGUAAGUCAAUGUGAUCUGUUUACUUUUCGUCCCCGACACACGACUCUCGACACUAGAUGUUAUCGGUACUGAAAACACGGAGAAAGU
Molecule: messenger RNA, 1783 nt
Organism: Procambarus clarkii (red swamp crayfish)
Lineage: Eukaryota; Metazoa; Arthropoda; Malacostraca; Decapoda; Cambaridae
Source: RefSeq, a predicted model, not a curated record